Lindgomyces ingoldianus is the source of this 3679-nucleotide messenger RNA. RefSeq lists its product as uncharacterized. The annotation marks the transcript as partial. Gene Ontology annotation, cellular component: endoplasmic reticulum membrane; peroxisomal membrane. Gene Ontology annotation, biological process: coenzyme A metabolic process; ergosterol biosynthetic process; isoprenoid biosynthetic process. Lineage: Eukaryota; Fungi; Ascomycota; Dothideomycetes; Pleosporales; Lindgomycetaceae. The transcript is spliced from 3 exons. Gene Ontology annotation, molecular function: hydroxymethylglutaryl-CoA reductase (NADPH) activity; protein binding. The record is from RefSeq and is a predicted model, not a curated record.
CAAGAGCAAUACAGAACUAGAAACAUGUUGCCCUCACCCUACCUACCCUCUAGCUGAAAGGGCCCAUUCAACAACUCCUGUUCCUCUUCCCUUUCCGACCCUCAACAUCCUCGUCCUCGACAAAACUUCGACAUGAUCGCCGCGUCGUCCUUCCUUCCCUCCCGCUUCCGGGGUCAGCAGCCCGCGACGAAAGCUUCGGCCCCGUCGUGGUUCAGCAACAAGAUCACUGCCUUGUUGCAGACGCUGGCUAGCCUGACCUCCCUACACCCGAUUCAUACCAUCGUCAUCGUUGCCGUCCUUGCCAGCUCCACCUACCUGGGCCUCCUCGAGGAGAGCCUCUUCGACCUCUCCGAAACUGUCCGCCGUGCCGACUGGUCUAGCCUGACUGAUGGCAGCAGGAGCUUGCGUAUUGGUCCCGAGACCUCGUGGAAAUGGCAAUCCUACGACUCCGAAGCAUCGGCUCCCUCCGGCGCCGAUCAUCUCGCCCUUGUCACCUUCGUUUUCCCCGAGUUGCUCUCCCACAGCUCGCCGAACUCGGCCCCUCUGAUCCACGUCGUGCCGACUCCUGAGAAUCUGUCCAUCACCUCGCUUCCCUCAACCGCCAAUCCGCUCGGUGCCUACUCCCAAGAUACUGCGCUUGCUUUUGCACUCGACUGCCACCAGGCACUGCAGUUUGCGGCUGCCGCCCAGGAGAUCCCCAAUGACAUCCCGGGACAGGAGACGAUGGAUACGGAGCGCGGCCGGGAAAAGAAGAUGUGGAUCAUGAAGGCGGCUAGAGUUCACACCAGAAGUAGUGUUGUGCGUCGGUUCAACAAUAGCUGGGUUGAGUUUGUGGACUUGCUGAAGAAUGCCGAAACUCUUGACAUCAUUAUCAUGGUCCUCGGCUACCUCUCCAUGCACCUAACCUUUGUCUCGCUCUUCCUCUCCAUGCGCCGGAUAGGCUCGAACUUCUGGCUGGGCACCAGCACUCUGUUGUCCUCUAUCUUCGCCUUCCUCUUCGGCCUUCUCGUAACCACCAAGCUAGGUGCACCGAUAACCGUCGUACUACUCUCAGAGGGGCUGCCAUUCUUGGUUGUCAUCAUCGGCUUUGAGAAGAACAUCGUUUUGACACAAGCUGUCCUGUCACACGCAUUGGAGCAUCGCCGUUCUCUGGAAAACGGAACCUCUAAUGGCAACGCUAAGGGGCUUCGCAAGGUCGGUGAGAGCACAACGAGUGUAAUUCAGUACGCCAUCCAAGCCGCCAUCAAGGAGAAGGGCUACGAGAUUAUCAAGGAUUAUGUUAUUGAAAUUAUCAUUCUCGUGGCGGGUGCAGCUUCUGGAGUCCGGGGCGGCCUGCAGCAAUUCUGCUUCUUGGCAGCGUGGAUCCUCUUCUUCGACGGAAUCCUGCUGUUCUCCUUCUACACAGCUAUCCUCUGCAUUAAGUUGGAGAUCAACCGGAUCAAGCGUUAUGUGGAGAUACGCAGGGCUCUGGAGGACGAUGGUGUCAGCCACCGUGUUGCCAAGGAGGUUGCCAAGAACAACGACUGGGCCCAAGUGGAUGGCAAGGGCCAGCCAGCCACCUCUAUCUUUGGUCGCCAAAUGAAGAGCACCAGCGUCCCCAAGUUCAAGGCGCUCAUGGUAUCCGGUUUUCUCAUCAUCAACGUCCUCAACAUCUGCACUAUCCCUUUCCGUGGCACCGACUCCCUCACCUACAUCUCCUCAUGGGUCGGAGGUCUCGGCGGAGUAGCUGGCUCGCCCCCCGUCGACCCGUUCAAGGUCGCGGCUAGCGGACUGGACUCGAUUCUUGAAAGCGCAAUGCACAAGAAUCAGGAGACCGUAGUGACUGUUCUGACCCCGAUCAAAUAUGAGCUCGAGUUCCCAUCAAUUCAUUACGGACUGCGCCCCGGUAAGGUCGAGGACGAGUCGGAUGAUCUGGCGAACUAUGGGAUGGGUGGACGCAUGGUGGGCAGCAUCCUCAAGAGCCUCGAGGACCCUAUCUUGUCCAAGUGGAUCGUUGUCGCCCUGGCUAUGAGCGUUGCUCUCAAUGGUUACUUGUUCAACGCUGCUCGAUGGGGUAUCAAAGACCCCAACGCCCCAGGUCGGCCAAUCAAUACUCGCGAUCUUGCCGAUGCCCAGAAUUUCAACGAUGUCGACACACCGAAUCUUCCACUUGGCGAAUAUAUGCGACCUACCCCAACUCCAUCGGAACCAAUCACACCUGCAUCAACAGACGAUGAUGGAGAAUCGCCCGCCACAAGAGCGGCCACCGAACAGGCCCGCCCCAACGUCUCACUCUCACCUGAAGAGAUGGAGAAACUUUUACAGGAGAAACGGGCAGACGAGCUUACUGACGAGGAGGUCGUUUCCAUGUCAUUACGAGGCAAGAUUCCCGGAUAUGCCUUGGAAACGACACUCAAGGACUUCACUCGCGCCGUCAAGGUCCGCCGGACGAUUAUCUCGAGAACCAAGGCUACCGAAGAGCUUACCAGGGUACUCGAUCGGUCAAAGCUACCAUAUGACAACUACAACUGGGCUCAGGUCUUUGGUGCUUGCUGCGAGAAUGUUAUCGGUUAUAUGCCCCUACCCGUGGGUGUUGCCGGACCACUAGUGAUCGACGGUCGCAGCUACAUGAUUCCCAUGGCCACAACCGAGGGUGUUCUUGUGGCCAGUACUAGUCGUGGAUGCAAAGCCAUCAAUUUUGGUGGAGGCGCGGUUACGGUUCUGACCGCGGAUGGAAUGACGCGUGGCCCGUGCGUGACAUUUGAGACACUCGAGCGAUCAGGUGCUGCCAAGCUUUGGCUGGACUCUGACGAGGGUCAGCGGGUGAUGAAGAAGGCGUUCAAUUCUACCAGCCGAUUCGCACGGUUACAGCAGAUGAAGACGGCCAUGGCGGGGACUAAUCUCUACAUCCGCUUCAAGACUACAACUGGAGACGCCAUGGGCAUGAACAUGAUCUCCAAGGGUGUCGAGCAUGCGUUGAAUGUAAUGGCUACCGAGGCAGGGUUUGAUGAUAUGCAGAUUAUCUCUUUGAGUGGCAAUUACUGUAUCGACAAGAAGCCGGCGGCCAUCAACUGGAUUGAGGGGAGGGGCAAGAGUGUUGUCGCCGAGGCAAUCAUUCCGAGCGACGUGGUGAAGGAUGUGCUCAAGAGUGAUGUUGAUUCGUUGGUGGAGCUGAACAUUAACAAGAACCUCAUCGGCUCGGCUAUGGCGGCGUCUGUGGGUGGUUUCAACGCUCAUGCGGCGAAUAUUGUCGCUGCCAUCUUCCUCGCUACCGGCCAAGACCCUGCCCAGGUCGUGGAGAGCGCCAAUUGUAUCACCAUCAUGAAGAACCUCCGCGGCUCCCUCCAAAUCUCCGUCUCCAUGCCCUCCAUCGAAGUCGGCACCCUCGGCGGCGGCACCAUGCUGGACCCGCAGGGUGCGAUGCUCGACCUGCUAGGCGUGCGCGGGCCCCACCUCCCCAGCCCCGGCGAGAACGCCCGCUCGCUCGCACGCAUCGUCGCCGCCGCCGUCCUCGCGGGCGAGCUCUCCCUCUGCUCCGCCCUCGCCGCCGGCCAUCUCGUCAAGGCCCACAUGCAGCAUAACCGCUCCGCCCCGCCCACACGCUCCAGCACCCCGGCCCCGUCAAGCGGCGCCACGACUCCCGUCGGUCUCGCCAUGACUAGCACUGUGGAGAAGGCGGUCAGGCAUCCUGAGCAGCUAG